AUGGCCGACCACGUCGUUACCUCUCACGAGGAGUCUCACCACGGAAUCCUCGACACGGUCAAACAGGCCGUUAGUGACGCCAUCGACACUGCUCAGGAGAAGGUGCAGCCGCUCGUCGACAAGCUCACUUCUGAUGACCACGAUCAUCAUAAAGAAAAUGGCGUUCAUGAUGAAUUAGGUACGCCUUUAGACCAUCCUGACGUUACUCACACUGAUGUUGGUCAUCCUGAUUUCUUGCACAGUGAUGCUACUUCUUUCGAAGCAGACAACCAUGCUCAUUCUGAUUUCGCUCAUACCGUUGAUGCUGCUGCAGCUCAUUUCGAUGACUCUGCAGACCUCCCACAUACUCCUGAUGUUCCCCUGGAUACUGUUGCACUGGCUCACGCCGAAGCUGCUCCAGCUGUGUCUGAAGACGCCUCUCACGCCGUCUCGCCGGUUGCCGAAGAAUCGUUCGUUGCCGUCUCCCACUCCGACCUCGCAGCUGCGCCGGCAGAGCAUGAACAUGACAAGAACAUUGCUUCUGAACAUCCCGACCUUUUCGGCACUGGUCAUGCUGAGCCAGAGUUCCAUGCGGAACACGUUCCUGUUGUAGAACUGGUCUCCGAAAAUCAUUUUGACCAUAAAAACAAGGAACCGGAAGUCCAUAUCGAUCACGUCUCCACUUUGGAGUCGGCUCCAGUGAAUCCCGAGGCUGACCAAUUCGAACACGUUUCUCACGGUGACGUUCCUCAUCAUCUGGACGAAGUCGUCGACCAAGUCAUUGCCACGAAUCUUUCUGACGCCGCCGUCGAUCUUCACGACGUCGAGCCGGCUUUCGACAAGGUCGAAGUUGCUGCUGACAACGCUAAGGUAUUGGUUUGGCAUCGUUUUUUGCAUUUAUUUUAAUUGGGUUUUUCAGUUUUCUGUGCAGGCUACUGUAACUAUUUUGAAAAAUUGAGACUUGAUUAUUCUUCAAAAUCUACAAUAAAAGAGAGAAGAUAAUACUCUUUAAUGUUAUUUUUUCUCGAAGAUAAGCUUUAUAUUCAUGAAUAUGGCACACGACUGAACGAUUUCAUUCUUUUUUUUUCUGCCGUUCCUAUUUUUUUCUAUCCACUCGAUUGCCUGCACUGAAUGGGCUCGAGAACCGGAGGAACGUCUAAUUACAUUGUUCUCGCGACGGAAUUGGCUGAAACCGAGGCCAAUUUAACUCACAAAAAUUGUGUCCGAAAGAGGAAACCCAGUCUUAACAAGAAUUUUUUUUUGCAAACAAGAGCAGACGUUUUCGAAUCGUUUCUGCGUCAAAAAAAUUAAUUGAAAAAUUUCAAAUUAUGGGAAAAAUUAUAUGCUAAUCGUAUGAAUUUUAGCAUUGGUCCCAAAAAAACCAAAAAAAGAUGUUAUUUUUUUGCGAAAGAUAUAGGCCAAAAAAAUGAACAGCAGUUUAUUCUUUUUACAAGUAAAAUAAAGCUUGACAGCCCCUACAGUAAGCCUUACUGAUUUUCACCUAAUUAGUUUCAAAGUGAACAGUUUUGAAACAUUUCGCUUCUUUUUUGUGCUUCGUAUGAGGAAAAUAAAAUCAUAAAGAAAAACUGAAAAGGAAUAAAAUAAAAUAUUUAGCAACAAAUGUGGAUAAAAAUUUUGAGUACUAAUUGAUUACUCAAACGAAGUAAGGAAAGUCAUCGUUCCAGUAAUGAAAAAGUUUUUCUGGCUUUCGUUCUCUCUCUCGGCCUCACAGCUUAUGUUCUCACUCAGCGAUUCAUCAUCCUUUAAACACGCAGCAUAUUUCAUCCGUCUGCUCAGAAAAUAAAUCACCGACCGGAAACCUCAGCUCUUAAAAAAAAUAUCAUGCGAAGCCGUCAACUCGAAAAAUUACACACCGUCUCUCCGCCUGUAAACCCUUUACACUUGGAAAACGUGACAGAACGGUGUGACAUGUCAAUUUGUCAAAUUUUUCCGGCCCCGUUUUUUACUUUGAUUAACCUGGCGCGAUCAAUGAGUUGGAGAAAAAGAAGAUCUUGGCGACGAGAGGCGAAAAACGAGGCACCGCCCAGGUUUCGCCUCGACGACGUCGUCGACAGGUGUGGCGACGUUGCCGCAAAGCAUGUUGUUUUCUUUCGCGCCGCCCGUCUUUCACGUCUUCAUCUUCUUCCUUUUUUCGAGUGGUGCGACCUCUCAGAUAGGCAAACUAAACGUAAAAAUUCCAACGUGAUGAAUAAAAUUACCUUCUUGAUCAAGGCGCAUAGACUAAAUUAAAAAGGUCUCAUCACGCAUUUCUUCAAACAAAAACCCAGCAAGCCGUUUUGAACUGACUACAAUUCAAAACAGAAUCGGAAAGGCUUUCUCUUCUUUUUAAACUACUAGAAAAUGCAAUGAAAACAAUUGAAGUGCGAUUUUAAACACAAAAUUCAAAGUAAAAUGCUUCUCACAUUUGCCUUGCCUUUUUUUCUAUGAAUUUAAAAAGGAAACUGAUUUCUUUUAGUGAGAAAGACACGCUAUUUGAAAAAAGAAAUUUGAUUUAGUAAAAGAAAGACCCCAAAACACUUUGAUUUUGAAUCUAUUUUGAAAUUUAAGACCGCUUUUUUCCUUUCUAUUUUUCCAACCGCGCGAACGGAAGUCUAAGAUACUUCCUGCCGAGAACAGAAAACGUGAGAAAAACAUUUUGCAUCCGUCUUUUUCUCUCUUUUUCUUUGGUCGUAGUUUCUCAAGCAAAAAAAAAAACAAGCGUUUGUCGCCAGCGAAACGCAAUAUCUCGCCUCGAUUGCUACAUUUGAAUCUCCUUGUCGAAUGCUUGAUUGUUUUGUUUCGAGUGAAGCGACCUUCUCAGUCUAAACAGAAAAAAAGCGAUACACCAAAAAUUCCAGUAAAAGUCAGAGCAUUGUCAGAAAACUACUUGAAAAUUCGAAAAAAAACCGCUUUUCCACCUUUUGUUAACGUUUUAACAAAAUUUAAAAAAACUGUUUAAUUCUACUCUUCUAACUACUGUAUUGAAAUAAUCAAAAAAUCUAACGUUUUAGAAGCGUAAGAAGAACGCAAUGAAACAUUUUUUGAUAAACGGGAGUUCAUUUCCUCACUUACCCGUCUCACUUCCUUCCAGCACAAUCAGAGCUGCGUCUUUUCCCAUUUCUUACGCCCUUUUUCAGUUUCUCGGUCCAAAGUUUCCACUUUCAAGCUAUAUUUCCAGAUCGCCAUGGCCGAUUUCCCUGCCCAAGACGCUCAUCUCGAGGCCUUCGAAAGCAAAUACGUAAGCUUAAAAAUUCAUACAAACUUUGCUCUGAAAAAAUAUUUCAAGUGCCAAGAAAUAGAUUGAAACUGAAGAAAGAAGCUUCUUGAUCUCUUUUUGGUUAAAAUUGCGCCGAAAGAAAAUUGGUUUGAAACCGCAGCGACGACUUUUUGUCUUCGAGUUCCUACGACGGCAGAUAGCUGCUGGCUGUAACAUUUUUUCGCACGUCUCCAAGGUCGCGUCGACACGCCUGUUUAUAUUGUCUUUUCCUUGCACGGUGUGGACAAGGCAAGACGAUAAAAAAGGCAAAGAAGAGAACUGGAAAGCGGCAAUUGAAUGUUAGUGUGCGUAAAAGAGAGAGAGAGAGAGAUUGUUUGAAAAAAGCUUCUCAUACUUUCAAAAUAACAGGAAAUAAUGGACGAAAUUACAGCCGGUUCCGUACCGAAGCAAGCUCACCGAGCCUUUUGAGCCUGGACAGACGCUCAUCGUCAAGGGAAAGACUGGAGAAGACUCUGUUCGGUUGGUUCUUCUUUUAAAAAACCUUAGAAAAACAAAUUGAAGGCCAAGGCUCUUCAUAGGUAAUUGGGUCGAAACAAAACAAUAAUUCAUUCCCCUUUGACAAAACUUCUGGUACACACAGAUCCUUCUUCCUUCUCGAAAACUCCAGAUGUAACAAUCAAUAAAAGUAGAAUUUAGUGUGACUAUCAACUUGCACAACAGCACCGCCGACUUCUCCGGAAACGACGUGCCGCUCCACAUUUCGAUCCGCUUCGACGAGGGCAAGGUAUCCAGAAACCGUUAGCAAGUUGCGAUGCUUCAUGAAUCCUUCUCAGAUCGUUUUCAACACUUUCUCGAAAGGCGAGUGGGGCAAAGAAGAGCGCAAGAGCAACCCCUACAAGAAGGGAGACGACAUCGACAUCAGGGUCCGCGCCCACGACAGCAAGUUCCAGAUCUUCGUCGACCAGGCACGUUCCAGGGAGCUGAUUCUUAGAAGGAAGAGUUUCAGAAAGAGGUAAAGGAGUACGAGCAUCGCGUCCCUCUUUCUUCCAUCACACACUUCUCCAUCGACGGAGACGUUCUCGUCACGCACGUCCACUGGGGUGGCAAAUACUACGUUUGUUUUCCUUUUCGAAGUUCUCUUAAGUUUGAAUGAAUCUCUUUAGUACGAGAGACAAUUGAAAGGUUUCUUUUCUGGCCGCUGUCCUAGAACUGCGACUUUGAAGCCUAUUUUUUUCAAAAAUUUAAAAGUUUUUGUUUUCUAAAGCUUCAAAUAUAAUCAACUCGCGGGUACUAAUGAAUAGUGUGCUUCAAAUUCAAAUAUUUUCAUAAGCUGCGAAAUCAAAAUCCAGUUUCUAACAAAGUUUCUAUUGAAUUCAUGUCCUGUUGCGAAACGCAGCCACCUGAGCAAACUUUUAAAAAAUAAAGCUUUUGUUCUUAAAACAAGGCGAACAACAUAUUUACCAUUGGCAACUGAGCCUUAUUUCAACUCAUACCCCUGAAAUAGUAGGAGAAUGACCAAAAACAGAAGAAAAGUAAAACAAAAAGCCGAUUUUCAGCCAGUUCCCUAUGAGAGCGGACUCAGCGGCGAAGGAUUUAGCGUCGGAAAGUCGCUUUAUAUCUUCGGAACCCCAGAAAAGAAGGUUGAGCAAUUCUCGUUUUUCUUUGAACUCUAUAAAAUUCAGGGCAAGAGAUUCCACAUCAACCUACUGAAAAAGAACGGCGAUAUCGCUCUUCAUUUCAACGUUCGUUUCGACGAAAAGGUCAGACUGUUCUUGUGGCACAAAAAAGCAGAAACUUUCUUCAAAACUUGGUCAAUAACGAGAGAAGAUUACAGGCGGUUGUUCGCAACUCUCUCAUUGCCAAUGCCUGGGGCAACGAGGAGCGCGAAGGCAAGAUUCCCUUCGAAAAGGCCACUGGCUUCGACCUCGAGAUCAAAAACGAGGACUACGCUUUCCAGGUGACCAAACCUACUUCUCAAAAUCCUCGCAAUAGACAUUUAUUUUGAAAGCAUAUUAGUCUUUAUUCCAAAUAUUCAGAUCUUCGUCGACGGCGAGAGAUUCGCGUCCUACGCUCACCGUCUGACGCCUCGCGAGCUCAACGGCAUCCAGAUCGGCGGCGACGUCGAGAUCACCGGCAUCCAGCUCCACUAG
Molecule: messenger RNA, 5346 nt
Organism: Caenorhabditis auriculariae
Lineage: Eukaryota; Metazoa; Nematoda; Chromadorea; Rhabditida; Rhabditidae
Source: the annotation of a GenBank genome assembly